This is a messenger RNA of Hylaeus volcanicus, 2993 nucleotides long. RefSeq lists its product as uncharacterized. The record is from RefSeq and is a predicted model, not a curated record. Gene Ontology annotation, cellular component: plasma membrane. The coding region runs from base 227 to 2794 and encodes 855 amino acids. NCBI's taxonomy places the organism in Eukaryota, Metazoa, Arthropoda, Insecta, Hymenoptera, Colletidae. Gene Ontology annotation, biological process: phosphatidylserine exposure on apoptotic cell surface; apoptotic process involved in development; engulfment of apoptotic cell. The transcript has 10 exons.
AAGUUCUAUUUUCGAAAGCGUUCGCGGAGUAUACGGAUAAAUUCCUUGCAUUCCAACGUUGGUCCAGGCUCCCGCGGGGCAACAUCUAGAUGAGAAUGUUACUUUUGUGAUUACUCAUUUAGUGACAUCCGAGGAAUGUGAAAAACUUUUACAUCGUGGAAUGUGUGGCAUAGGUUGACAGAAGGAAAAGGUGCUGGAUAAUCCAAAUGGAUAACAAAAGCCCAUUAUGGCCCAGCAUCUGCAGACACAGCAUCAGCACGAAUUUUUACCAUUGUGCGAUGUAUUGUUUAACAUAAUUUCUCUAGCGUCGUACUUCUGCGACGUUGUCUUUGAUUUUGCAAUGGUAUACGCGCUCGCGCAUCAUUCUGUAGCUCCUCCGAUUCUUUUUCCUUUGAGUAUUGUUCUUAUAGCGACAUCGUUAAUUAUCUCUCAGAUCAUUAGUGUACGAUGGUAUUUAUGGGGUGCUAGAGGAAGACUAACCGGUAAAAAUAUUACAGAUUGUAAUAUCGACGAGAAAAAGGAAAAUGGAAAUUGGGCGAUAUGGUGCGUUUUAUUACUGCAUUCGACUCAAGUCGGCGUAUUAUGGAGAUACUUUAAAUUAUUUAUUCCAGUUAAUUUAACUUAUGUUAAACACGAGGUGAGAGAACUUUGUGUAUUACGUCUUAUUCAUGCAUUCUGCGAAGCUGCUCCGAUGUUACUCUUGCAAUUAUAUCUAUUAUCGAUCGGAGUUAGCAACGAGUCAAGCGCAGAUGUUGGGAAAGAAAAGGAAAACGAAAACAGAGAGGGCGACAAAUUAGCAAAGCUAACCGCGGUAUCCGCUGGACUCUCUCUGUGGAGCGUGUGUUGGGCAGUAGCUAGUUUUAGCAAAGGUGCAGCACGUCUGCGUAACUUAGAACGUUUGGUGUUGACAUGGCUAGGUGUGCUGGCACAACUAGCGUGGCGGCUAGGGACUGUAAGCGCUAGAGUAGGAGUAUUGGUAGCUUAUGCUUCGCUCUAUGGUGGACAAUGGCUGUUAAUCGUAAUGGCUCUUCAUUGGUUGUCGAUGUUGAUGUGGUUAUUACUCACUCCUGAUGGUCUUUUUCACGGCGGUGAACAUUUGCCUGUGUUAAGAAAAACGUUUCUGGCUUCGCUUCUUGCAUUUGUUUACAUAUUUGCAUAUGUAAAUUUACAUGAAACGAAUCAUCGUCAAAAAAUGGUAAUUUUUUACACGGUAAUGUUUUUGGAAAACAGUUUGCUCAUCGGUGUAUGGAUAGUAGGUGUUAAUAGAAGCGAUCUUCUUCCACAUCAACAUCAUCCGAACCCUGUAACUCUAGUACUCACACUCUUAGCUUUAUUUUUUGGUGGUAUGUUUUUCAUGGGCCUUUAUUACAGGUUUUUUCAUGUAAGAAGAUUGAGGUACGAAGCCGGUGGCAGAAUGACAGCUUCGAAUCUCACGACGUUACCAAAUCAGGACAAUCUGGAGGAGAAACAAAUAGAAUAUACAGAAAACAAAAAAGUAAACAUAAGCGUAGGAAUGAGAAGAGUGAAAUUGAGCAACGGUGGAAUACCAGGGGUGUUUAAUUGUCGUUUCGCAAAUCCAACGGUAGUAAAUCCAAAUCGAAAAAAGAAAAAGCCAACUACGUUUGUACCUCCUCCGCCACCGCAAUCUCAAACAGGAGCAGUAGCAGCUUCUAUGAACGCGGUAGGAGACUCGAAACAGUGGCUUGGCAUGAACAGUAGUUCACGUCAAUUAAUACCAUUUUGGAAGAAAUCCCUAACGUCUAGUGCGAUACAGAAUGAUCAUCCGAACGAACAAAAGACAGGAGAUGCUGGAACUGGUAGUUCCCUAAGCGUUAAUCUGAUAAGAGAGAAACUUCAAGAAAAAAAACAACAGCAACUAAGAGAAUUACAGGCUAUACAAGAAGAGAUUAAAGAAGGAAAAUUAUUCCCUCCACCCUCGGCAUCAGCGUCGUCAUUUUCGUCGUCGCCUGCGUCAAAUCAACAACCACCGCCUAACAUGAAGUUGCACACUUCUCCUAGUUCUCCUUUAUUCGCGUCUUCUCCAUCUGUACUCGAUCAAAAUGGAGGAGUAACGUUAUCCUCGUGGCCACCAGUAAAAAUGCAUUGUCUCUUACCUCCGCCACCAUCUUCUUCUUAUUAUCCAAACGUUCAUCCCUCGAAUUCUUGGAGGACGACGCAGAGAGAAAGGGCGGAUACGCCGGAAAUUUUACUUGCGCCACGAUGCCUCCCUCAUCAUUAUUCCCAUUGGGCACCAUCCACCCACGUUAAUCACAGAUUACGUUCAAAUCAAAACGAAGGAGAAGAGAGUUCUAAGGGCGAGGGAGAAGUAGACGGAGAAAUUAGCGAUAUGGAAGGUAGUCAAGUAUCGUUGCCUCGAAGUUAUACGCUUCCUCGUGAAUUUAAGUAUAAUCAUCCAAAUAGUGCUGCCAGAGAACGAGAGCGACGCGUAGGAAACAAUAAGGUCACAGCCUCGCGUUUCUAUUUACCCUCUACCAAUAGUUCCGACGGAGAUGUAGAUAGUGCGGAUAACGAAGAUGAGACGGAUUCCGAAAUGCAGUUUCGUAUGAAAAACAAUUACGGAUAUAAUAAUCAUUGUGGGACACAACAACAGCAACAGCAGCAACGAUACGCGUUCGAAGAUAACACAAACAACAAAACUGAGUUUUUACACUCUAAUCCGGAUUCUACGGCAGCUACUAUAAUUUCUGGAAACUCUUACCUAAAUAAUUCCCAAGGACUGCUGCGACCGAGUCAGUUCUUCAGAAACAGGGUUAAACACGAAACGAAGCUUUGAGACUUUCGUUUCUACUGAUAUACCCUUCAGAGAUUGUAUAAUAGCUAAUCGAAGACUUGAGAUCAAAAAGACUGUACAUGUUCUAUUUUUAUAAAAUAAUUCCUUAUUUUACAUACAUGAAAUGUCCUGUAAUAUACUACAUUUGAAUUGAGAUUCCCGAGAUGUAAAGCAGAAAUGAACAUGGGUAUUUGAAUUUUGA